AUGAUGGACGUCGUCGUUCCGGCGGCUCGCAAGGCGGACGAAGGAGAUGUGGCUCCCGUGGCUGUCGCCGCGGCCCUCGACUUUCUCUCCUCGCCGUGCAGGACUAGCGCGCGGUUCCCUGGACUACGCGUCGUGUUUGCGGCCGAGGAAGGAUCGACCGCUCUGGUGGCCUUAAGAGAGCACGCCCCAGCCUUGGCGGAAGCGGGACACGAAUCGCGGUUGGUGAUGAAAGCGUGCGCGUUGCCAGAUGUGAGCAAGGCCGGGGCCCGCUGCGCCUACCUCGUCAACCCUUGCAACUGGCGCCUGGUCGCUGGUGGCGCGAGGACAAACAUGCUCGUCAACCGUGCUGCGGGAGAUUCUCUACGGCAGGGUAGCUUAGAGGGCGGCCGUACGAGAGCUCUGGUUGCGGAACCUUUCGCGGUUAAGCUCUCCCAGGACUCUCCUCUGCGCAGCGAAGGAGUCGAUACCGUGAUCCAGGUGCUCGGACCGAACCUAGACCCGCGGUUCCCCGAGUGCCUUGCCAACGAGCCCGACCGAGCGCGCUACCUCCUCCGUCAGUGCUACGACAAGACCCUCGAUAGCUUCUGGAAACUGGUAUCGUCGGAAACAUCCGGCGCAGCUGCCGUUGUCGCUACGCCCACUGCUGCUGCCGAUACCGCUGCGGCGGCCUCUGCUGCUGCUGCUCCGGGUGCCAGUGGUGGUGGUGGUGGUGGGCACUGUAGUGGUAGUGCCGCUGCUGCUGAUACUGGGGUCGGGAAGGGGGCCGUGACGAAAAGGAAACGAGCCUUAGCAUUGCCCGAGUACCGACGAACACCACCAACUCCCGUGAAAGGCGCCGGGCACUGGAAGGCGGUGCUGUUUCAGUACCUGAAGGAUGAGCCGAUGCCCGUCGAGCUACAGCGCGAGGUCUAUUUCUCGGAUAACCAGUGCGUUGUCGUCUACGACGGCUACCCCAAGUCACGGUACCACCUGCUCCUGCUGCCCAAACCGAAGUUCCUGGACGUGAAACAAGCUUCGGAGCUCCGCCGGGAUGAGCACCUCUCAAGCCUGCGCCAGCUACACGCCACAGCAACGGCGGUGGCGGAGGCGUUAUCUCAACAGGGGGCUGGGGUUAUCAGGUGCGGCUAUCACGGCAUUCCGUCGCUGGAGCCACUGCACCUGCACAUCAUCAGCCAGGACUUCGACAGUGAACGUCUCACAAAGCGCAAGCACUGGAACAGCUUUACCACAGAUUUUUUCCUGGAUGCUUCUUGGGUGGAAGCGCGGCUGCUGGAGCGUGGGAGUCUCGGGCUCGACAAAGAGAGGUUGAAGGCGCUGGAAGCUACUCCGCUACGAUGCUUCCGGUGCCAUUCACCGAUGACGAACAUGACCAAGCUCAAGGAACACCUCCUGGGCUGCAAUUUACCCGUACCAAAAAAAAACAGCUGUGGCGGUGGAGGCAGCAGCGAUGCAUAG
Molecule: messenger RNA, 1455 nt
Organism: Ectocarpus siliculosus
Lineage: Eukaryota; Phaeophyceae; Ectocarpales; Ectocarpaceae
Source: the annotation of a GenBank genome assembly